Messenger RNA from Choloepus didactylus (southern two-toed sloth), 837 nucleotides. RefSeq lists its product as uncharacterized. The record is from RefSeq and is a predicted model, not a curated record. Lineage: Eukaryota; Metazoa; Chordata; Mammalia; Pilosa; Megalonychidae. The transcript has a single exon. Bases 1 to 837 code for a protein of 278 amino acids.
AUGUCUGGACGCCAGGUGAGUCGUUCCAACACUUCCAGCCACCUAAACCACCCCAGCAAUGCAUCCUCUCCAGCCCGCACUCCAGGCCGGACCCCCUGCCCCAGCCUGACACGGACCAACAGCCUCAAGCGCUCCUGCACCCCGAGUGGCUCGGAGUUCAGCAGCUGCAGCAGCCGCUCGGAGUGGCCCACCAGCCCCAGCUCCCUCAGACUUCCACUGGGGAGGAUCUGCAUGGGCCGACCUUAUAGCUCCAAGUGCGUGGAGACCAGCCACCUGGCACACCACCCCCCGGGGACCAGAAAGCCAGCUUGCCGUGGCAGUCCCCACUGCCAGCUCUGCACGGAAGAUCCUUCCAGCACGUCCAGCCCAACCUUCCUGGACCACCUCAUCAAAGGCAUCAACUACCUUGACCGAUCCACCAGCUGCCCCCAAACAUCGCUGAGCCUGCCCAGGCUUGCAGCCAACUGCUUGGAACGAGCUGCCAACUCCAUCCGCCUGGACAACCUGGACCACAACCCCGACGGCAACUAUUCCAACCCCGGUGCCGCCGAGGCCACCCCUGAUCAAUUCAGCACCAGCACCUGCAUGGUGCCGUCCACCAAGGGUGCCAGUGCUUUACAGUACAUGGACAAAUCCACCAACACGAGUUCCACGUCCCGGCCCAGCAACCGGAAACUCACUCCCACGCUCCCACAGGGGUCGGGGGUAAAGUUGCCCGAGCUCCCUUGGUUUGGCAAUGGGAUUCUUUCCUUAGGUCGUCUGCCUAAGAUUUGGGAAGCGAUCCGUUCAGGCUGGCGUGCCCCUGAGCCCAUCUCCAAACCUGCUGGCUGGUGGUGA